Messenger RNA from Cercopithifilaria johnstoni, 1305 nucleotides. Lineage: Eukaryota; Metazoa; Nematoda; Chromadorea; Rhabditida; Onchocercidae. The record is from the annotation of a GenBank genome assembly.
AUGGGCAAUUGUGUAAGUCAAGCAGGUCAGAGAGAAUUUCUGAAAAAUUUUCAAAAUGCAGCAAGUAGAGGUGAAACAAGAGUUGGAGGAGCUUUUAUGAGUGAUGAUCCGGAAGCUUUUCAAGUAUUCGUUAAAAAAAGAAACAAAUUUAUUCCAGGAACAUUAAAAGUGACCGAAAAUGAGAUUGUUUUUAUUCGCUCGCGAUGUGAAACGCUAAAUUGGCCGUUACAUUUUUUGCGCCGUUAUGGUUUUACAUCGGCUGGAAUUUUCUUUUUCGAAAGUGGGCGACGAUGUAGUAGCGGUGAAGGUCUUCAUACGUUCCAGUCACAUCAAGCUGAAGCUAUUUUUCAGCUCGUACAGUCACGUAUCCAAGACAAUGCAAAUAUGGGUAUAGCAAUACGUGAAGCUCGUGCGCAAUCAGUUACAGGAAGCUAUCAUAGUGUUCAUAAUAUUCCAUCCAGCUAUGCUGGUACACGCAUUCAACCAAUACAACGAUAUUCAAGUGAAGGAACGACAAAUGUGGGUGAUCGUUCACCAUCGUCAUAUGGUGUUACUAAUUAUCAUCGGCCACUCAAUCGAUGUAAUCAUCGGCAGCUUCUCUUCCAAAUACCGAAACGACCUCGAAGCAUUGCUGGGCCGGCCCAUACGGCUAUUUGGCCUCUACCGCCGCCAUCCUAUCAUUCACCUCGAUCAUGCCUCAAUCGGCCGGCUUUUAUGGGAAACAUCGUAAGUGAGCAUGUGCUUCAACGACAGCCAUCCGAAUUGAGUACCUGUGAUCAUUCCUAUGUCAAUGUUCUUCCGCAGCGUCGUUCCGCCACUUCAUCACCCCAGUGUACAUCGCCGGUUUUGAGGGAAUAUGCCUCUACCAGUCAUUUCAGUUUCGGUUCAACGGAGCAAAAUCUUGGCAUGGCGGAUUUUGGUUCCCAGCGAUUCAAUACUCCUGCUACUGAGUUAUCACACCGCUAUCCACCUUGUGGAUUUUUGUGCUCUUAUGAUAGACAACCUCUUAAUUCUUACGUUAAUGCUCGACAGGAUUCAGGAAUGAGUGACCGUGAAACAACGCCACCACAACUUGAUUAUGCAUUAGUAGCGAUAGGAAUAACUGAGGAAGGUUCAUCCACAGCUGUCAGAGCUAAUUCGUCCAAUACACGUAACGAUUUAGCAUCUAUUGGCAUAGCAUCUAAUGUAAAUUACACAAAAAUAGAUCUGGAAAAGACUCGUGCCGUGGAAGUGGCAGCAAGUACAGUGGAAAAAGAAAAUCCACAACGGCGGCAUUUUACGACAAGUGGACAAUUGGACAAUUGA